This is a messenger RNA of Oldenlandia corymbosa var. corymbosa, 75 nucleotides long. The record is from the annotation of a GenBank genome assembly. NCBI's taxonomy places the organism in Eukaryota, Viridiplantae, Streptophyta, Magnoliopsida, Gentianales, Rubiaceae.
CGAGGUGUAGCGCAGUCUGGUCAGCGCAUCUGUUUUGGGUACAGAGGGCCAUAGGUUCGAAUCCUGUCACCUUGA